CUUUAUUCCAGUGAUUCCCAAACUCUCAUGAGCUUCAUCAAGGGCAAUAUAGGCACAGGUAUGCUUUCCUUACCAGUAGUUUUAAGAUAUUCCGGUCUUUGGUUCCUGCACUCCUUUUUCCCCUGGCUCUGGCUGAACUAUUACUUCGUCGGAUUCAUGAUCUGUCUUAUUCUCGUUCCCAUGUGUUUGUGCAGCGAUAUGCGAGUUUUCGCUUAUUUAUCCACAGUGGCGAACUUAGCCACCAUGUUGGGAACCGUGUUAAUUUUCGCCUUUCUCUUCUACUCGGGCCUCAAACCGAUCACAGUGUUUCCCGCUAUCAAGGAUGCACAAGGUGUUCUAAUCGGUUUCAGUGUGGCCAUGUGCGCCUUUGAAGGAAUAAGUCUGCAACAACAUUUAUCUUUUUGCCCGAAAUCCGAAAGUCAGGAGCCACCAGUACGAAACAAGCCGACGUUCAAUGUUUCUAAUUCCGUGCUCCAACGUCCGGAGGUGCCCACCGCGUAUCUCGUUCCACCCGGCGCGAUAUGA
Echinostoma caproni is the source of this 525-nucleotide messenger RNA. The record is from the annotation of a GenBank genome assembly. Lineage: Eukaryota; Metazoa; Platyhelminthes; Trematoda; Plagiorchiida; Echinostomatidae.